UGAUGUUCAGGCUAAAGUUAGCAUAGACAGGCUGGUAUAUAAGACCCCAGAGGGGAACUACGAAGAUGUCAGUCACAUCAGUGUGGUGUAUACUUUCCAUCUUUUGACCAACUGCCGAAACUCUCAGAGAUGGCACCCAAGAAGGCAAAGAGGAGGCAGCAGGCAGAGGGUGGCAGUUCUAAUGUCUUCUCCAUGUUUGAACAGAGUCAGAUCCAGGAGUACAAGGAGGCUUUCACAAUCAUCGACCAGAACAGGGAUGGUAUUAUCAGCAAGGAUGAUCUGAGAGAUGUGCUGGCCUCCAUGGGUCAACUAAAUGUGAAAAACGAGGAGCUGGAAGCUAUGGUCAAAGAGGCCAGUGGCCCCAUCAACUUCACUGUCUUCCUCACCAUGUUUGGUGAGAAGUUGAAGGGUGCUGAUCCUGAGGAUGUUAUCUUGAGUGCUUUCAAAGUCCUGGACCCUGAGGCUACAGGCACCAUCAAGAAGGAAUUCCUUGAGGAACUCCUGACCACCCAGUGUGACAGGUUUACUGCUGAGGAGAUGAAAAAUCUUUGGGCUGCCUUUCCCCCAGAUGUGGCUGGCAAUGUAGACUACAAGAACAUCUGCUAUGUCAUCACACAUGGAGAGGAGAAAGAGGAAGAAUAAUCUCAGUCCAUCAACCAUCUAUCUUCCUUCUCUCAUUACGACAUCUUUUUUUUUUUUUUUUUCAGCGUCCCCAUGGUCUAUUUGUCCUCUCAAA
This is a messenger RNA of Carassius gibelio (silver crucian carp), 736 nucleotides long. RefSeq names its product myosin regulatory light chain 2, skeletal muscle-like. The transcript has 6 exons. Gene Ontology annotation, cellular component: cytoplasm. Bases 130 to 642 code for a protein of 170 amino acids. The record is from RefSeq and is a predicted model, not a curated record. NCBI's taxonomy places the organism in Eukaryota, Metazoa, Chordata, Actinopteri, Cypriniformes, Cyprinidae. Gene Ontology annotation, biological process: skeletal muscle tissue development. Gene Ontology annotation, molecular function: calcium ion binding.